UAGACCAACUCAAAUAGUUGGAAAAACUCUCAACCUGAAAUGACUUUGCUGGGUCCAGCCAGUCCACCCAGGAGCAGAAGUUCCCAGGGGAAAACUCCAUCAAAACACUAAAUCUCUGUGAACCAACGUAGUUCAGGUGAAAGAGCAUUUAGGGUGGCUGUCAGGGAAGUACCUAAACAGUGGUUUGGGAAGUGUUGUUUGUCCUUCCCCACCAGCAUCAGUGUUUAUACACUUCACCACAGCAUAUUGAGGAGACAUGCAAAUAGAAACAGAGGACUGAAGUUGCAUCAGUUCCCCGCUGUUUCAUGCGUUUCAGUCACCAUCAGUGAUCUCACACUUGCUUUGGUAGGGCCAAAAAACACCUUGCAGCUGCUGCUAGAAUGCGUUUCAAAGAAAUGGGGUCUCUGUAGACCAUGAGCCCUGCCUGCCCUGUCAUAUUAAGGGGAUCACCUCCCAAAUCCUGUAGCCUUCUAUGAGCAAUACCAAGAGAGGGCUGCUUAUUCUGGAAGCAAGGAACAAGACCAAACUCCUCCUCUAUUCACUUACCCUACUCUGUGUUGCCCUCACACUAGUAAAUCAGCCCCUCCCAAAUGCACCUGCCUUGAGUUCUGCUAAUAGCUGUAAAGCCACAAUAUCUGUGACAGCUGUCCUGAUGUUAAACUCCCCGCAGCUGAUUGUUAGCCCAUAGUAACACACAAGUGCUUGCCAAACAGGUUUUACUUCAAAACACAGGCCCAGGGGGUUGACAGUAUCAGCCUUCCUGUAAUUCUAAGUGAGCUUGGCUUUGAUUUCCUAAAUGGGGAGGCAGAUAGGAUCUGUUUGCAGGGAUGUAGAAUGUUCUCGGGGAUAGUUGCACUCACCCCCCAUGAUGCACCUGAAGGGAGCAGGCAAGUGUAACCAGAGCUGAUCUCAGCUUUGGUGAGCAAGGAUCAAUGCUGGGCACCUCUUUACAGGUAAUGAAUAACUCUACUCAGCACUCAAAUCCCUGGCGAAAUCUAGGAGGCCAUUUUGACAUGCUGCAUCUAAUGGGGCCUUGGCAGUGGGGAGACCCAAAGCAGAAAGAAAGCAACAAGUCCAAGUGCAUUGUCUCCUUGCAAUAAAUAAAAUAACUAAACAACCCCAGAGUGAAUACCGAGUGAGAUUUUAAAAGUUGGAUGAAUAACAGAGUGGGCAUUUCAAAGGGGCACGAGGGAAUGAUGCCCUGAGUUCAGAGCACCCAAAUCCUUUAGGUUCCUUUGCAAUGCCCACCCACAAUGUCCAAACUGAGACUGAACCAAAACCCAAGAUCCAGAGAAAUGGGAGGCUUGCAGGAGUUCAGAACUCUGGAUCUAGAUCAGAAUUACGCAGACAGGUCUCUGUGCCAUGGGGGUGUUGUUAGCAUGGGAGGCUAAGGGCAUUCACACCCGUGUUGUUUACAUAGCUUCCAAAGACAUCUGGGCCUGUUUAAAACAUGUCACUGGACCAAAGAGCUUAUCACCAAUGGACCCGAUGGUUACAAGUCCAGUAGCUUGUUCUGAGUGAGGAGGUGGAUUCUUAAUUGGACCUCAUAGCAGCUGGGAUUUGUCCAUGUGCCUCACUAUUUUACAGUGAUGGUGUCCCUUUAAAUAUUGUUUUCACAAGUUAAGGUUACAAAGCAGCAUCUGAGAACAGGAAAUGCUGGGAGGUAGGUCUCACUCGACCGCGGAAAACUGAGUUAAGCAAGAAAGACAGUGACGACUCAGGCCUCAGUUGGGCGGAUAACGUGUAACGGCAAUAUCCCUCCUCUGCGUUCUUACCGAACUAACUUCCCUGAGAGCUUGGGAUCCCUCUCACACAACAAGCGGGUGCCCUGCACUUCGGAAAGGCUGAAACCCUCCCUGAAGCACUACUAGAAGGUAAGACAGAUGGGCUGCUUUUUUAUUCUUGAGGCUGGCUUAGCCUGGAACCUGCUGCAGACACCUGAGCAUCAGGGUUACUGCUAUGCUUCCAGGUGAAGAAACAGCUCCUUUUUGCUCCUUCAGAAUUUUUUGACACCUGGCUUUGUAUAAUCAUCAGGGCUGGAUUUGCAGCAGAAGCAGAAAUGCUUUGAUGCUGAUAUUUAAGGGGGUUGUGCAGGUGGCUGUGAUCUGCAUGAACUGUUGUGAGUAGAAGGCCAUGUAGAAUCAAGGAGACUCCAGCCUAUUCAUCUCAGCUGGGAGGGAUCCUUCAGCUGGACCCACUGGCUCUGCUCCGUGAUGAGCCGAGCCACAAGGCCAUCCUGCUCUUGGUACAGGAUGCACCAGUAAGAUUGGACUGGGGGAUGGGUAGUGUCCCAGACUUCCUAUUAUCCCAUGUGGUCACCUUAUGCUUAAGCCAAUGGGUUGAUUCAGACCAGACAUACAAUGGGGACCCAAGGCUCCUACUUGGGUUAUCUUUAUUUUGAAGCCCAGUGGAGGCUUCAAAUGGUCUGCUUUCUCGCUUCCUGCGUAGGCUGGAUCCUUAUCAGCACCUCUUUUAACCGUUGCUAACCUUACAUCACACUGUAGUGAACUCUGCUUACUCACCAGCCCUCUCACCCCCGCAGCCAGUGUCAUGGCUAAUCUCUGUAGUUCACAUCGAAAUGCCAUUUGUUUAAAUGGAAGAGUCUCAUGCCCUGUGUGGUGGCAAGAGGGGCCAGUGGUGAGGGUGCUGGCCUGCACUUAAGAGGAGGAGUUUAACUCCCUGCUCUGCAAGAGACUCCCUGUGUGACCUCAUGCUUAUGUAUUUUUUGCAGUGAAAAGUUAUUGGAUGAAAAGCAGGCACAGUGUGUUGGGAGUAGGACCAGAACCCAGGACUCUCCCUUCCCAGCUGAGAGCUCUUAUCACAGGGCUGCAGAGACAGUUUCUUCUUACUGUCGCCCUCCCUCUGGCCCCGUGAAUCUUGCAUUCUUGGCUGCAGAGUGGAGGAGUGGAGGCAGUCCCCAAGCAGGGUAGGCCACAGCUGGUGGCUAGGGUGCUCUCAGGAGUGGGGUAAGGGAAGAUGUGGCUUUGAAGCCCCCAAGGGUGAGUAGGGCAUUGAACACAGGGCAAAUGUUCUGGCCAGGGGGCUGUUAUACAACAGGAGUUACUGUAUAAUAGGAAUUAUACAGUAGGAAAGCACCGUCUCAUCAUCACCUCCUCCUGUAUUAAAGGGGCUGCAUGUACCCACACAAAAACCCCAGGCAUUGAGUUUGGAAGGUGUUUUGUACUAUGAACCCCCAGGGGCCUCACCCAAGACUACAGGCAAUGCCAGGGGAGAGGUUGGUUUUCAGACCACCCCCUUCUUUCAGCAACUCUUGUUGGCUGGUUUGGGUAUCUCCCUGAUCUCCAUACUGGUUGUAGUGAAUGCCACUCCCAGGGUUUCUAACUUUGCCCAGUCACUGACUAGGAGUUUUGUUGUCUGGCACAAGCUUGUGAAUUUACACCCCCAGCAUUGGGAUCUUGGCCCCUUUGUUGAUCCGGCCCUUCGCUUCUCUGCUUCUCAGUGCCCCAGCUGCAGCAUCGGGAUAAGAGCCGUGCCCUGCUGCACAGGGGUGUGGUGAGGACACGCAUUAAAGCCCCAGUGGUCCUCUGAGCUUGCAGGGAAGGGAGCUGGAGGACCUGGGAGAGACGAGUAGACAGAGCUGGGGCUUACUGUGAAAUGCAGGCAUAAGACUGCAGACGGGAGCCUCAAAGGGAUUCUCUUCGUGGUUUUUACCAGCAGAAUCUAAGAGCCCCCAUCUGGGAUGACUCCAAACUUUGCAGCCUGUUGGGAAGGAUUUAAAAAGUGCUAUAAAUAAAAACCAGGAAAAAUUAGCAGAUCUGCUAAAGGGCUUAGUAAGAAGCCUGGUUUGCUUUUACACUGAAGUCUCAACCUGCUCCUCUAGUAGCCUAUGGCUGGGUCAGGGCUCUGUACCAGACCUGAUCCUAGCUGCUGCCAGGAGAAUCCCAAAUUCACUGAUACCUGAUGAUUUAUAACAUAUAUCCUACCCUAGCCUAUCAUUUUCUUUUCCUGGAAUGAACUUUCAAAACCAAAAGCAGAGACUGUAGCUAAUCCUAGCGCUCCAGGAACUGAGGCUUUAAGAGAAAUGCCAAAUAUCCCAAGUUAGGUGGUAGAAUUGUAAGAGUAGUACAGUGAAACCCACACAGCUUUUGGCUUCAGUUCCCCAAAUUUGAGUCUGCUGCUAUCCUAGGGGGCUGAGUUUCCUUUGAAAAGGAAAGUCAAAGCUGAUCCAGGAGGCUGAUCUGCUGCUGCCAUUCACAGGAUCUUUUUUUAAAUUUUGUGUCUGGGGCCAAAUCAGUUCCAAAUUCUAUUGACUGAGCACACUUCAAUCGUUCAAGUCUGUGCGGCGCUACCACCAGCAAGUGUCCUACCUCCCAGCCUCUUCAGCCUGAGGCUUCAGAUACUCCAAAAUCCAUGGCAGGCAUCCUACAUGCAGGCCCCAAACCCAGAGGUAUUGGCAUUCAGAUGCUCCCUCAUCUUGCUUGCCCUGUGCCAAAAGGUUGAAGGAGCAAGUUAGAGAGAAAGCUGGAGAGCAAUCCCCCAUCACCAUAAAUUGUGUAGCCGAGAUCCUCCCAUUGGGAAGCCUUAGUAGACUCUUGCAUAGGUGCCCAUCUGCAGUGCAAGGGAGUAGGGACAGGUCUCCACCCUCUAACUACACCAAGUCAUUCAAGGCUGAGAAGAAGGGGAUCUCCCUUGCCAGGUAAGUAAAGCCACCAGGGAUGAAAAUCAUGAUCAUGGUAUUUCCUUUACCAGAUCUCUCUCCCCCGCCCCAUCACAGAUCAGUCGCUCAGAAUGAGUAAGGCAUUUUACACUGCAGUGGCACUGUCCCUGUCCUGCUGAGUUCAGCCUCAGACACCAUAUAUAAAGGAAGAGCAGAAGUAAGACCAUGAGCAUUCCCAGGACCUGCUUUUCCUGCCCUUAGCAUAAGGCAUAGGGGAACAAAAGGGGCUUUAAACUUUUUGUGCUUCUUGUAAUCUGCAAUGAUGCCAAGUAAGCUAGAGUUACCCCAAGACUACUUUAACCUAUGCUCUGCCUCCGAGGAUCUUCCUUCCUGAGCCCUGGGAAGAAAAGACUAGCUCUAAUGUGGUGCCUGCAACCCACCUCCUGAUGGCAGAAGCUAGCAGCAAGUCUAGUACAGAGCCCCUACCCCAGCCUGCCACUGCUUCCUGUACAGCAUGGUCUGCUGCCAGAGUGGGUAUAAAUGCAAACCGGACCUCUUGUUCAGACCUUUAGUGAAUCAAAUCCAGGAGGCUGAUCUGCUGCCAUUCACCAUAUCUGUCAGGUGCUUCUGCUUGAGGCUUGACUCUUGGUAUCUGCAAUGCUGCUUUCAUUCGCUCAAACCCAAGCUCCCUUCCCAGUUCAAACCCUCAGUACACCUGGCUUAACUCCUUUACUUGUGGCUAUUAAUGUCCAAUGUUUUGAAGAAAAAUGCCAGAGAGUGGCUUUGGUUUGGGCAGAGGGAUCAAUUUUGGGAUGCUUUUCUCUCCCUCUGUGUUGGCUGAGCAGCAGGAUGGGGUCGGGGCCAAGCCACUGGCCCUGAGGAGUAGGAGGUCCAUCUCUAACUCUCUUGGCUCUUACGUGAAUUCCCUAUGUAGCCACAGGCAGCAGCUUUAGGUGGCAGUUUGUCAGCUGCAGGGAUGUAGCCAUGUGCCCAGCAGGAGCUAGGAAUAGUGAAACUGCCUGUACUUCCUCAGUGUGAGAGGUCUGUGGCCCAGAGAACUAAUCCAGUUAAAAGCCUGUUACUUAAAUACACUGAGGGGAGGAAGGAGAGCAUGGUGCCCUCUUAUUUCCCUCUUCAAAGGGCUGAGCCGUAUGUUCAAAGGCUAUGGAGCGGAAGAGGACUCCAGCCAAAGGCAGGCGGCUGGGUUCCAGCCGACGGAAGCAACUAAGAGACAUGAGUGACCAGGCAAAGGAAUCCUCGAUCCUAGAGGAGGAGCCGGUGGCGUCCGAAAUAAUGGAAAAGGUCCGGGAUUUCUUCCGGGAAUGCGACAAGGACCAGAAAGGAUUCAUCACGCGUGCCGACAUGCAGAACCUGAAGAUGAGGGAUCUCCCAUGCAGCGCCGAGGAGCUGGAGUUCAUCUUCGAUACUCUCGAUACUGAUAAGAAUGGAUCUUUAACGACAGAGGAAUUCACCACAGGGCUGCGGCAGUUCCUGAGCUCACAGACUGCAACCAGAGAGCAUCGGAGGAGGAAAACAGCUUCCCGGAGGGUGCACAUGAUGUCAGCUGACCUGUCUCUGGAAGAUGUGGAUAGUGAGGAAAGGAAAUGCUUCAUAGACUUCAUGGACCAACUGGAUGCAGAGCACAUCUUUGAAGACCAGUCGGAGAUUUGGAAGCUGUGGGUGAAAUUGCGUCAGGAUGAGCCGCACUUGCUGGGCAACUUGGAGGAGUUCCUGGCCAAGAUGACAAAUCGGAUCAAGGAAGUAAGGAGUGAAAAGGCAACCCUGGAGCUGACCUUAACCAAACAAGUCACUGAACGCAACAGAGAGGUGCAGCAUCUGUAUGAAGAAAUGGAGCAGCAAAUCCACCAGGAGAAGCAGCGGCUGCAUCAUGAGAGCAAGGCUAGAAGUCACUUGCAGAGCACGGAGAUGCAGAGAGCACUGGCCAUCAAGGAGAGGGAAGUGCAGCACCUGGUAUUGACCCAAAAGGAGCUUGAGACUGAAUUUCAUAGCCUCCAGACCAACCAGCAGGCUGCCAGCUCUGAAAACCAGCAGCUGAAACAAACCAACCAGGACCUGGAGACCCAGCUGCACCAAAUCCACCAGCAGCUCCAAGAGACCCAAGAGUACCUGGGUGCUAUGAAAAGCAGGGUAUCCCAGCUGCACAGUGAAGAAACAAGGGACAGACCACUGGCUGACAUGUCCUUUGAGACUCCUUCACCUUCCCAGGAAAUGCUGAAUAAGGAAAUGCCCCACUCUGAAAUGUGGAUCAGGCUUGGAUCCCAGCUCAGGCAUCAGGAACCAGAGGGCACCCCUCAGCUGGCACCACAGAAAGGGCCAGAAGAAGAAAACAUUUCCAUUGCUGCUGGGAGUGAUUCAGGCCCCUGGAAAAGAGUGAUCUCCAUAGAAGAGGAUCCUGUCUUAGAGUUCAUGGAGGGACAGCAGUGUUUCCCACAAGAGCUUACAGGCCAAAGCUCUCUGCUGCGAGAACUGAAUGAUGCAAUAGCAGCUCUGAAAAGAGGGCCAGAAAUACGGAGAGAUGAGCUCCUCCCACAAAGAGAUGGUUCUUUACAGCCGGGCAGACAAGAUGUGCAGCCUCCUGAUGUUUCAGACCAGGUGAUACAAGAGGAAGUUCAGAAGCAGGCACCAAUGCAGAAGGAUGGGCUUGUUCCAGAUGUGAAGACAGCUGCUAGUUCUGAGCAGGCAGUGCCAGAGGAGAAUCCUCCCACAGCAAAGGUACCAGAGAACAUGACCCUUGAGCAUAAAGAGCCAGAGAAACAGGAGGUUCCACAAAACUAUUCCUCUCUCAUGGAGAUGCUACACAUGGAACAUAUUGAGACUAACCUUGAGCGAAGGAUUCUCAGAGACAGCCUGUUUGGGGAUGUACACAUGGCUGAGAGUCUGUCCCACAGCCCUAGGAAACCUAAAGCAGAAGAAACCAAAGAAGAUGCAAUGGAAACGAAACAAGAACUCAGUGUUGAUGUGAACAAGGCAGUGAGCCCUGAACCAGGAGAGUCCCAAAAGAGUCCAGCAGAAGACUUCAUCAAAGACCCUGGCCCUGAUCCAGACCAUCUUUAUAAUGUAUUGUUUGUGGGGGACUCCAAUGUUGGCAAAACUUCCUUUCUGUACCGGCUACAUGACGAUUUCUUCAAUCCACGCCUGACUGCUACCGUAGGAUUGGAUUAUCGGGUCAAAAACCUUUUUGUGGAUGAGAAGUGCUUUGCUCUGCGCCUGUGGGACUCGGCUGGUCAAGAAAGGUAUCAUAGCAUCACCAAGCAGUUCUACAGAAAAGCUGAUGGAGUGGUAUUGAUGUAUGAUGUCACUUCAGAAUACUCCUUUGCAGAUGUGCGGUACUGGCUGAAUUGUAUCCAGGAAGGUGCGGAAGAUAAGGUUGUUAUCCUUCUGCUUGGUAACAAAAUAGACUGUACUGCAGACAGACAAGUGUCUACUGAACAAGGUCAACGCUUGGCAAAGGAAAAUCAUCUCUCGUUCUAUGAAUGCAGUGCUGCCUCAGGCCACAAUGUCUGCGAAUCCAUGGUUGCCUUAGCCAGGUUGCUAAAAGAUCAAGAAGACAAAUUAAAAAAUGAGGCAGCGGAGGUACCAGCACCUCCCCAGAAAAAAAGAGGCUGUUGUGGGUGACCAACAGGACCCCUGCCGUGGUCUAUGCAUACUAUUACAGCCAGAAAGCAUACAAAUAGCUUCAUCUUAACCAUCUCUGUGUCUGACCUUACUGAUUUCCCCUCAGGCACUGCAAAGCAAAAGCAGUUAUGAGGGAGUGGGCUGCAAUCUGUUCUGAAUCUGUCUCAUUCAUGUCUAAUCAACUGCUAUUAUUGCCCAUCUCCAGAGUAUCUAAGUGCUUAAUGUGUUAAUGAAAGAACUGAUGUUUCCUAAUUAAGAGAUCAAAACUGUGAUCCUUCUCUGCAACUGAUGAUGCAAAAAGCACAAAGGACCUAGCCAAUUUUUCAGAGCCUUAGAUGAGUUACUGGAAUCAGCAAAGAGCAAAAACCUUUGAGGGUGAAAUUCAACUCAGCACACAGGGCCAACACAAGGCCUGUGUUAUCACCAGGAGCUGUAGAACAGUGGUUAACGGUGCUUAGGCCUCUGUCUGGUGGCAAGUUUCACUCUCAAUUUGUAAACUGAGAAAAUGUGAUUCCAAAUCAAUAGACAGAGAAUGUACAGCAGACCAUGAACUCAUUUUACAGUUAUUUCUUUUCAGAUUGCACUUUCUAAAGUAUACUAUCAGUUUAAAUUUCUUCACCUGUACAUCUAAUUUUGUUUUUGCCUGCCUUUCAUGUUUUACUAUGCCUGCAAGUAAGAAAGGAUCACUUUCUCUGUAUAAAAUUGCUAUUAAAAACUACAAUAAGAAAUGCACAGAAAAAUUGAUAGAAGCCACAGGAUAAAUAAUAAAAAGUACUUUGGGAUGAAGAGCAACUGAAUUAUUUUGAAUGAAGUGCACUCUAAGAAGCAAGGGCUUAUUCCAUUAUAACAAGCCAGGGAAAGGGAAAUCCAGAUGUUGUAAACUGCAUGUAUAAACACCCUUGCUUUGUUUUU
Messenger RNA from Gavialis gangeticus (Gharial), 9166 nucleotides. It is a transcript of the gene RAB44, whose product is annotated as RAB44, member RAS oncogene family. Gene Ontology annotation, molecular function: calcium ion binding; GTPase activity; GTP binding. Bases 5783 to 8254 code for a protein of 823 amino acids. Lineage: Eukaryota; Metazoa; Chordata; Crocodylia; Gavialidae. The record is from RefSeq and is a predicted model, not a curated record. The transcript is spliced from 16 exons.